Prunus mume (Japanese apricot) is the source of this 1693-nucleotide messenger RNA. RefSeq names its product protein trichome birefringence-like 38. Gene Ontology annotation, molecular function: O-acetyltransferase activity. Gene Ontology annotation, cellular component: Golgi apparatus. Lineage: Eukaryota; Viridiplantae; Streptophyta; Magnoliopsida; Rosales; Rosaceae. The record is from RefSeq and is a predicted model, not a curated record.
ACCUUCCCAAUUGCACUAUUUCCGAAUCCAUCCAAGUUUUUCCAACUCACAUCAGGAAAAAAGAAAUAUUUAUAUCAAUUAAUUUUCAUAUCCUCUGGCUCAAACAAAGUCAUGUGAACCGCCGAAGCCAAACCUCUCCUUCCUAAAUUCCAAAUACUUUAAAGCUAGAGAGCUACUAUAAAAACCCACAUACCACAUACAUCUUUCUCUCACACUCUUCUUCUUCACAGCUCGUGAAUGCAUGUGUAAAAUCCAAAAUGGCUUUUAGGCUCCAAGCUCUGUCAUGCCUUGUAGCUCUUCAAGUUCUGGUCUUGUUUUCGGAUGAAGCAAGCUCUGCAGGACAUGGACAUGGCACCAGAAUUUCCAGACAAAGAAAGCAAGCGACUGGCUGCAAUCUGUUCCAAGGCAAUUGGGCUUUUGAUGCUUCUUACCCCCUCUAUGAUUCUUCCAGCUGUCCCUUCAUAGAUCCUGAGUUUGACUGCAUCAAGUACGGCAGACCUGACAAGCAGUUCCUCAAGUAUGCUUGGAAGCCUGACUCUUGUGACUUGCCCAGGUUUGAUGGGUUGGAUUUUCUGAGGAGAUGGAAGGGGAAGAAAAUAAUGUUUGUGGGUGACUCACUGAGUCUCAACAUGUGGGAAUCGUUGUCUUGUAUGAUCCAUGCGUCGGUGCCUAAUGCCAAGACCACCUUCAAAAAGGGCUAUUCUGUGAACUUUCAGGACUAUGGAGUGACUUUGUUUAUGUUCCGCACACCAUACCUGGUAGAUAUAGUCAGGGAAAACGUUGGCCGUGUGUUAAACCUGGGCUCCAUCAACGCUGGAAAUUCAUGGAAAGACAUGGACGUGUUGAUCUUCAAUUCCUGGCAUUGGUGGACCCAUACAGGCAAAUCUCAGCCAUGGGACUAUGUUCGGGAUGGGACAAACUUGUACAAAGAUAUGGAUCGUUUGACAGCAUUUUAUAAGGGGCUCUCCACAUGGGCUAAAUGGGUUGACUCAAAUGUUGAUCCUUCAAAAACCAGAGUCUUCUUCCAAGGGAUUUCUCCAACCCAUUAUCAGGGGCAGGAAUGGAAUUCUCCGAAGAAGAAUUGCUAUGGAGAACUUGGACCUCUAUCUGGAACAACAUACCCAGCAGGGCCACCUCCAGCUUAUGCUGUUGUAAAUAAGGUGUUAAGCACGAUUAAGAAUCCGGUUUACUUGCUCGACAUUACGACACUCUCACAAUUAAGAAAAGAUGCUCAUCCCUCAACUUAUAGCGGCGACCACUCCGGCAACGACUGCAGCCACUGGUGCCUACCUGGGUUGCCGGAUACUUGGAACCAACUCCUAUAUGCAGCUCUCAUCAUGUGAAGGUCAACCAUACUGAGCAACAGUAGCAACCAUUUUAGUUUCCUUUCUUUCUAUACAUUGCUUGCAUAGUCGGGGGGUUUAGAAUUUCAGAUUCACUUCGAUUAGUAAACGACAAUAAGGUGCCAAAAUCAGUUGUAAAUUGAUUGGUUUAAUUGACCAGAAAAAUGGUUUGGAUUCGUAGAUAGACAGAGAAGAGAUGGAGAAGUGAGAGUGUAUGUGCGAUUACAAAAAGCAAUAACACUCGUCUUAGAGUAACUUAAAGUCAUUGGCUAGUUUGAACUUUCCUGUUAAUUUGCUCUGUGAUCUAAUUAAAGAAAUGUACAUGUGGAGAUUUCCAGCAUUGUGGUCAA